Molecule: messenger RNA, 2037 nt
Organism: Sorex araneus (European shrew)
Lineage: Eukaryota; Metazoa; Chordata; Mammalia; Eulipotyphla; Soricidae
Gene: GNAI3
Product: G protein subunit alpha i3
Exons: 9
Coding region: 609-1673 (354 amino acids)
Biological process (GO): adenylate cyclase-modulating G protein-coupled receptor signaling pathway
Cellular component (GO): heterotrimeric G-protein complex
Molecular function (GO): G-protein beta/gamma-subunit complex binding; G protein-coupled receptor binding; GTP binding
Source: RefSeq, a predicted model, not a curated record
AGGGAGCGGGGAGGUCGGGUCGGUUCUCCUCUUACAGUGCUCUGCGGCUGGUCCCCAGCCCAAAGACUCGGCCGAGACGACUCCGAGAAAAUGUCCUACCCUCGGGACAGGUGCCGGGAAGUCUCACAGAGGAAGAUCUAAGGGGCUUUCUGGUCAGCGGGAAGCUGCAGGCAGAAAUUCCCGCGCGGGGAGUGACUUUUUGAGGGGAAUCCCCAAUUCCUCGCUCCCACUAAACCCGACUGUGGGCCUUCGGGGAAGAGCGCUCGGGGCCAGGAAGCCAGUCGUGCGCUUUCCCACUCUCACGCCAGAAAGGCGGCGGCGACUGCAGCCCGCGGCCCCGCCAGCCCCCGCCGAAACCCAGCGGCCGCGCUCCGGGACUUCCGCCUCCGUCGGCGACCGCCCCCCGCCUCUGGGCGAGAGCCAGCCGUUUAGGCGGCGAGGCGUUUCCGGAAGUGUCGUGCGCCGGAUAUCCGGUUCCUCCGGGCGCCCGGGGAGUCGAGCUAGAGGGCCGCCGCCCAAGCCGUAGUCGCGGAACCUGAAGCUCGUCGAGCGGCCGUGUCCGCGGGGUGUGAGCGAGCCCGGGCCCGGUCCCCUCUCUCGCCGCCGCCAUGGGCUGCACGUUGAGCGCCGAAGACAAGGCGGCGGUGGAGCGGAGCAAGAUGAUCGACCGCAACCUGCGAGAGGACGGGGAGAAGGCGGCCAAGGAAGUGAAGCUGCUGCUGCUCGGUGCUGGGGAGUCUGGUAAAAGCACCAUUGUGAAACAGAUGAAAAUCAUUCAUGAGGAUGGCUAUUCAGAGGAAGAAUGUAAGCAGUACAAAGUAGUUGUCUACAGCAAUACUAUUCAGUCCAUCAUUGCAAUCAUAAGAGCCAUGGGACGGCUGAAGAUUGACUUCGGGGAAGCUGCCAGAGCAGAUGAUGCCCGGCAGUUAUUUGUUUUAGCUGGCAGUGCCGAAGAAGGAGUCAUGACCCCAGAACUAGCAGGAGUCAUCAGACGGUUAUGGCUCGACGGUGGAGUGCAAGCUUGCUUUAGCAGAUCUCGAGAGUAUCAGCUCAAUGAUUCUGCUUCCUAUUAUCUAAAUGAUUUGGAUAGAAUAUCCCAAAACAACUACAUUCCAACACAGCAAGAUGUCCUACGAACAAGAGUGAAGACCACAGGCAUUGUGGAAACACAUUUCACCUUCAAAGAGCUGUACUUCAAGAUGUUUGAUGUAGGUGGCCAGAGAUCAGAACGAAAAAAGUGGAUUCACUGUUUUGAGGGAGUGACAGCAAUUAUCUUCUGUGUGGCCCUCAGUGAUUAUGACCUUGUUCUGGCUGAGGAUGAGGAGAUGAAUCGAAUGCAUGAAAGCAUGAAACUCUUCGACAGCAUUUGUAACAACAAAUGGUUCACAGAUACUUCAAUCAUUCUCUUCCUCAACAAGAAAGACCUUUUUGAGGAAAAAAUAAAGAGGAGUCCGUUAACCAUCUGUUAUCCAGAAUACACAGGUUCCAAUACAUAUGAAGAAGCAGCUGCUUACAUUCAGUGCCAGUUUGAAGACCUGAAUAGAAGAAAAGAUACCAAGGAGAUCUACACCCACUUCACCUGUGCCACAGACACCAAGAAUGUGCAGUUUGUUUUUGAUGCUGUUACAGAUGUCAUCAUUAAAAACAACUUGAAGGAAUGUGGACUUUAUUGAAGAGUGUUGAUCUUAGUAAAAGUCACUGCAGUGUGGAGUGUUGCCAGAUUUCUUUGUUGUCCUCAUGGGGCAGCUGCAAGCAUGGACGGGACCAGGAAAUGGCGGCGGCAUGCAGAAUCUUAGAACUUUUUAGCACAAUCUUCUUUAUUAGGGAACUCUUAAUUGACUUGAGUUGCUAACAUCAGACAUUGGAAUUUGAACACCUAUAAAGUUCGAUUCUAUUGGGAGUCAUCUAUUGGAUUUCAUAAUGUUUGAGGCAGAUGUGAAAUUGAGGUGCUGCAUUCCAGAACUUCAAUAUAUAGCUUAGUCAUUUUUCCCCUUCUUGUCCAGCCACCAGUAAUUCAUUUUUAGGUGUUUUUUUUUU